Messenger RNA from Contarinia nasturtii (swede midge), 3756 nucleotides. It is a transcript of the gene sgg, whose product is annotated as protein kinase shaggy. The coding region runs from base 474 to 2618 and encodes 714 amino acids. Gene Ontology annotation, molecular function: ATP binding; protein serine/threonine kinase activity. Gene Ontology annotation, cellular component: cytosol; axon; cytoplasm. NCBI's taxonomy places the organism in Eukaryota, Metazoa, Arthropoda, Insecta, Diptera, Cecidomyiidae. The record is from RefSeq and is a predicted model, not a curated record. The transcript has 10 exons. Gene Ontology annotation, biological process: protein phosphorylation; signal transduction; negative regulation of canonical Wnt signaling pathway.
UUCAAUGUGUAACUACUCAACGAAAUUCGUGUUCGACUGCUUAAAAACGCAAAACCGACAGCAAAAAAUUUCAUUCAUCGUGAUUCACUGGAUUUUGUAACAGUGUUCCAUGUAAUUUUUUUUUAAUGUGUGUGACAUGAAACAAUACAAUAUUUUUUUUUAUCGAAAAAGAAAACAUUUUUCAAGUAGAGACAAAUAAUAAAAUAAAACAAGUGAUGCAAUAAAAGUGUUUAUUGAAAUAAAAAACUAGUCGAUAUCAAAAAGAGGGAAUAAAAGAAAAGAGUAAAAAAAUAAGCAAUUCGUGAUAAAAUGUGUCAAUUUGCAGCAAGGCGAAACAAAUUUCACAAAAUUUAAAAGAAAAUUUCAAGUGGUGUACUUCGGGAUAGACAAAAAACGAAAGAAAAGACUUAAAAAAAACGAAAUUAAGUUAAUUUACGUUAAAAAAAAAAAAAAGAUAAUUUGAAGAAAUAAAAAUGAAGGAUAUUGCGAGUGUUGAUUAUGUAGCGGGUGAGAUAGAAAUUUUCGAGGACGAUGGAUUGUGUCAAUCAACAAAUAGUUUAAAAAUUACCGUCGAAGCCAUCGAAGAUGACUCACAUGAAACAAAUUUUGGUGCACAACGUGCGUCAUCAAAUUUGAAUUUGGAAAAAAUCACCGAAAACGUUGAAUCAACAACGAUCUGUCAUGCUCGCAGUGAAAAUAUGAUUCCAAUUUUAUUGAAAAAGAAAAAUCGUCUAAUAUCCACCGACAGUGGUUUCGGUAGCUAUGGCCCGGAUUUGUACAGUGGUUCAGUUGAUAGCAUGGCACACAUUGCAAAAAGUGGACCAAAAUAUACAUCCAUUCACACACGACCCAUUGUCAAAAAUACAAUAAUUAACAAUAAUGAAACAGACAGUGCAUCAGAUGAUGAACCAAACAAAGACAUUGAUAAUACCGAAAAAGAUGACAAAAUAUUGCCAUUGAUAUCGGAAACAGCAACCGCAGCUGAACCAACGCAAAGAGUAAAAAAACCGUUGAUAAAAAAUCAACGUAACACAACCAUUAACAGUAUUGACGACAAUUUCGAACUGGAUCCCAAACUCAUAAAUCGUGAUGAUGGUUUUCAGGAAAUACAAUGCUAUAUUAACGAGGACGGUAGUCCAGUUGUUCGUGAAAAGCGACGUAACACUCGCAAAAAAUCCACACUUAAAGAAGAAUUAAAAGCGCGAAGUUUAGGCGCUUCGUUUGAUGAUAAUUUUCUAAUACGAAGAGAUACAAAUAAAACACCAACGUGUGUCAGUUUUAGUCGGCUGUUCAAAAAAUUUCGCGAAACAUUUUGCAAAGAUGGAACAAAGGUGACAACAGUCGUAGCUACCCCCGGCCAAGGAUCAGAUCGUGUACAAGAAGUAUCAUAUACAGACACUCGAGUUAUUGGAAAUGGAAGCUUCGGUGUGGUUUUCCAAGCGAAGCUAAUUGAGGCUAACGAAUUGGUGGCCAUUAAAAAAGUUUUACAGGAUAGACGAUUUAAAAAUCGGGAAUUACAAAUAAUGAGACGAUUGGAACACUGUAACAUUGUUAAGCUUAAAUAUUUUUUUUAUUCAAGUGGAGAUAAGAAAGACGAAGUUUAUUUGAAUUUAGUGCUCGAAUAUAUACCAGAAACAGUUUACAAAGUGGCACGCCAAUUUGCCAAAAGUAAACAAACAAUUCCGAUCAACUAUAUCAGGCUUUACAUGUACCAACUAUUCAGAAGUUUAGCCUAUAUACAUUCGUUGGGCGUGUGUCAUCGUGAUAUUAAACCACAAAAUUUGCUCUUGGAUCCAGAAACGGCGAUACUAAAAUUAUGUGAUUUUGGCAGUGCCAAACAACUGUUUCCAGGCGAACCGAAUGUUUCGUACAUUUGUUCUAGGUAUUAUCGAGCACCUGAAUUAAUAUUUGGCGCCAUCAACUAUACCACAAAAAUUGAUGUUUGGAGCGCUGGUUGUGUUCUAGCUGAAUUAUUACUUGGACAACCAAUUUUCCCUGGUGAUUCUGGUGUCGAUCAACUUGUUGAAAUUAUCAAAGUUUUGGGCACACCAACACGUGAACAAAUUCAUGAAAUGAAUCCCAACUAUACCGAAUUUAAGUUUCCACAAAUCAAAAGCCAUCCGUGGCAAAAGGUAUUCCGUGCUCGUACACCUCCAGAUGCAAUUCAGCUGGUAUCACGGCUAUUAGAAUAUACACCAAGUGCACGAAUCACUCCAUUGCAAGCAUGCGCCCAUCCGUUCUUUAACGAGUUACGAGAAUCCAAUCAACAACUUCCAAACGGAAGAGAUUUACCACCACUAUUCAACUUCACAGAAGCAGAAUUAGCUAUCCAACCUAGUUUAAAUGCAAGUCUGAUGCCAAGAUAUUCAACACAAAAUGAUGCUGCGAGUGCGUCAGACAAAGCGGCAGUGGCCGGUUCGAGUUCAAAUGCACCGACUCAAAGUCCAAGUGGAUCUUCAGCCACGACCGGAGCAACGACAUCAACAUCCGGCCAAAAUUCGUCUGGCGGAAACGGAGAGGCGGCAAGUGGAUCGUCAUCAGCGACAACCGCAGCCGCCGAUUCAACGGCAAAUGCUGCAUCAAACAGCACUAGUCAAACAACAGCUUCGUUAGGUUAGCCAAAUUCAAACGAAGGCCCAUAAAAUCAUAAUUAACACAGUAGAAUGAAACAAUAAAGAAAGAAAGUAAAAAAACAAGCAUUAAACACAGAAAUUAUUUAAAACACUGAUUACAAGAAGCCAUGAACGAAACAUAUAUAUAUAAAUAUAAUAACAACAACCAACAUAAAAACAGCAACAACAAUGAGAUAAACUAUAAAUGUGCAAAAGUUCGUAUCGAUGAUUAUUCUUCAUUUGUUCUUUUUUUAAGUAGUAACGAAUAAUUUCUUUAAGUCGUGCGUGCGCGCACGUUCACACACACAUACACAUAUAUAAUUGUGCGCGCUGCGACGAACGACGGAUGCAGCAACAGCGGCGUUAUAAGAUCACAAUUGAUUAAUUAUAAUAUAGUAAAAGUCAUCACUGUUGUCAAAUGUUAUAAAACUGAGAUACAAAAUGAAAAGAAAACUACACGUCUAAUUAUUAGGAUUGAAGUUACACAUUCUGCUGAAAAAGAAAGAGAAGAAAAAAAUUGUUCCAAACCGUUAAACCAACGAACUGUUAUUUUUUCCUUGGCCGUUCGAAUCAAAUUUCGCGGAAUAAUUUGUUCUGAACUUCUGUACAGUAAUAAAGAGAAAAGAAACAAAUUGUAACAAUUAUAUAUGAACUUUAUUUAAUGAAUGUGAAGAGAAAAAAACACGUAAGCCAAUUUAGAAUUAAAUAAAAUGCGACGCAAAUGGCAAAAACUAUAAGUAUAACAAAAAAAAAUUGAAUAGAGAUGCAAGACAGAAAGUGAGACAGAGAGAAACGAAGAUCGUAUCGAAAAUUGUGCUAAUUAAUGUGGUUAGCAAGUAUUCGCACUCUCACAAGAAAAAGAAAAACAAAACACAUUUAAUUGAAAUCAAAGAAACGAGCGUUAAAGAUCUAUUACAUAAGGAGAACAUACAAAGAUGAACUCACUGCUAGUUUUAGCAAUAGGCAUUUUUUUAAGCUAGAACAAAAAAAAAAAACAAACUAAAAUAAAGAUAUCUUAAAAAUCAUUUGAGUUUUUUGUUCGUACACAAAGCAUCAACAACAACACUACUAUUACUACCACAGUAAAUGCAACGGAAAGAGAAGUUGAACACAAAUAAAAGCAUUCACACACACGUUAUAAUUU